AUGGCUACGCUAAACCCAUUUCCAUUAGUGAUUUCAACUGGUGCCAUGUUCCAACUCUUCAUUUUUGUCCUUCUGUUGUGGCCAGCUGAGCCCUCAGUAGGUACCUACAUAGCAGUGGUGGGUCAAACUGCCCUUUUACCAUGUUCCUACGUGGUUAAUCCAAGAAACCAAACUGUGCCCAUAUGCUGGGGUAGAGGCAUCUGCCCCAUUAGUCAAUGUAGUGAAGAACUUCUCAGGACUGAUGGAUGGAGAGUGACAUAUCAGAAGAUAAAGAGAUACCAGUUAAAGAGUGAUCUUGUCAGAGGAAAUGUGUCUCUAACAAUUGAGAAUGUGGGAGAAGCAGACAGUGGGACUUAUUGCUGUAGGAUACAAUUUAAAGGCCCAUUUAAUGACCACAAAACAACUCUGGAGUUAGUGGUCAAACCAGCCGAGACAACCACCUUCAGACAUCAAACACAGCCGACUUCAAGAAAUACCCGGUCUAAUAACCCAACAGGAUACUAUUUUGCCACUGAGGAUAGCUUUAGCUUCAUCACAGAAAUUUUGGAAAUAACUUCACCAGCUAAUGAGUUACGAAAGUCUGGAAACUCCACAAGAAUUGAAAUAUACAUUUGUGUUAGUAUCUUUAUGACACUAGUCUUAGCUCUUGCCCUGGGUAUCUUAAUUCUCAAAAGACAUUUCUGUAGCAAAAAGAAGUUGCAGAAAUCCAGUGUAAUCUCCAUGGCAAAUCCACUCCCCCAAGACCUAAGAAAUAUAGGAAGAGAGAGAAUGCAAGUUGAAGAAAACAUCUACAACAUAGAAGAGAACACUUAUGAAAUUCCAGAUGAAUAUGAAUAUUCAACACCAGCAUCGUGACUUUACAAAGCAGAAAUAACUCUAAUGAGGUCCUUGCUCAUCUUAUUUCAAGCCCACUGAUCACCCUUAGGUGAUUGUGCUGCCCCACUCCUCAAACAUCUUUAAUUGGUCCAUAUUUUAUAUAGGCUAAAACACCAAUUCUUAGGUCUGGAAUUUAAGCCCUCCACAAUCAGACUCCAACCUACCUUUCCAAAAUGAUUUCACAUUAUUCCCCAACAUGUACUCUCCAUUUCAGCCAAACUGGU
This is a messenger RNA of Trichosurus vulpecula (common brushtail), 1100 nucleotides long. It is a transcript of the gene HAVCR2, whose product is annotated as hepatitis A virus cellular receptor 2. The record is from RefSeq and is a predicted model, not a curated record. NCBI's taxonomy places the organism in Eukaryota, Metazoa, Chordata, Mammalia, Diprotodontia, Phalangeridae.